Molecule: messenger RNA, 1332 nt
Organism: Fusarium venenatum
Lineage: Eukaryota; Fungi; Ascomycota; Sordariomycetes; Hypocreales; Nectriaceae
Product: galacturan 1,4-alpha-galacturonidase B
Biological process (GO): carbohydrate metabolic process
Molecular function (GO): polygalacturonase activity
Source: RefSeq, a predicted model, not a curated record
AUGUACUUCACAAGAUCAAUUGUGCUGGCCUUUGCGGCCCUGCAAUCUGUUACUGUCGCUCUGACACCUGGAUCCAAUCAACCGGAAUAUUCUAUCUCAAGAAGCGCAACAGUGCCUAAGACCCAUAAGAUAUGUUCAGUUAAAGCAGGUCUCUCUAACGGCACAGACGAUGCCCCAGCAAUCCGCAAAGCCUUCGAGAAGUGUGGACAGGGUGGCAAGGUUAUUUUCGAACCCACCACAUAUCAUAUCAACUCCGUAUUAAAUAUUAGUGGACUACAGGAUGUGGACAUUGACAUCUAUGGAGAACUAUUAUGGGAUACCAACAUCACCUACUGGCUACAAAACUCGCUGCCAAUCAACUUCCAAAACCAGUCAACGGCAUUCAUGCUGGGUGGAAAUAACGUUCGUAUUAAUGGAUACAACCAAGGAACAUUCGACGGCAAUGGGGACGAGUGGUACAAAUUCAUUCGAGCACAGCCAAACACGUCAAACUAUCCGGGUCGACCCCAUGCCAUCACCUUCAACGAUUUGACCAACUCCGUAGUCCGUGGGUUAAGAUUCCUUCGAAGUCAAAUGUGGACAAUGUCGAUUAUUCAUUGCCAUCGAGUUGAGUUCCAUAAUAUUUUUAUCAACAACACAGGAAAUACCUAUCAGAGUUCCAACACCGACGGCGCCGACACGAUCGAUUCGUCCCACAUCACAAUGAACAAUUGGACUGUAUGGAAUGGUGAUGAUAGCAUCGCCCUGAAAGGCAAUAGCACUAAUAUCACUAUUACUAAUUCACACUUCUACAACGGUCUUGGUGUUGCCGUCGGUAGUCUCGGCCAGUACUACGGCGAAAGAGAGGUAGUGGAAAAUUUCAGGGGAAGCAAUCUCACGUUUGAAAACACACUACAUGCAUUUUACUUUAAAACCUGGACUGGUGAUCGCAACGGAUACCCGCCCAACGGAGGUGGCGGUGGGAUAGCCACUGUCAGAGACCUCUUGAUGGAGAAUAUCAAAGCGUAUGGUCUACGCGGUGGCGCUGUCACGAUUUCUCAGUGUACUAGAUUUUCUGGUGCACCCGGAUCUGGCAACUGUACUAAUUCCGAAUCCCAAAUCAGUCGCGUUAUCGUCAAUGGUCUUGUUGGCACCACAAAGGACCCUAGGGUUGCAAGCUUUCAGUGCAGCGCGGUAAAGCCAUGCACUGAUAUAGCUCUGCUCAAUGUCGAUCUACGGAUAAAUAGCACCACUGAAGUCGACCAGUAUCUCUGUGGUAAUGUUGCCAACCCGCAAGGUUUCAAAUGCACUGGUGCUCCUUGUGUAGGCGGCAGCUCUACUGGUGGCUGCUAG